Acipenser ruthenus (sterlet) is the source of this 3655-nucleotide messenger RNA. RefSeq names its product tumor necrosis factor receptor superfamily member 3-like. Gene Ontology annotation, biological process: positive regulation of canonical NF-kappaB signal transduction; immune response; hematopoietic or lymphoid organ development. The transcript is spliced from 11 exons. The record is from RefSeq and is a predicted model, not a curated record. Bases 757 to 1971 code for a protein of 404 amino acids. Gene Ontology annotation, molecular function: ubiquitin protein ligase binding. NCBI's taxonomy places the organism in Eukaryota, Metazoa, Chordata, Actinopteri, Acipenseriformes, Acipenseridae.
GAGCAAAAACGAAACUUAAAUUCACAGAACGCCAUCUUAAGCUUCCAUAAACAACGUACAUAGCAGGGCACUGUUGAGGGGUCGAGAGGCCAACCAAAAUGUAUUCUUAAUCCUUUUUUUUAAAACAAUUGAAACGUUAGAUUAUUCAUUUUGGGUGAAAUGGAGAAAGACACCGACUCAUUUUGACACAGCUUUGGAGUUUUAUUUCUUAAAUAUAUAUAUAUAUAUAUAUACAUAUAGAGAGUGAGAGAGAGAGAGAGAGAGAGAGAGAGAGAGGGAGGGAGGGGGGGGCCUACAGGUAUAAUGAGAUGGCGAGUGUCUGGUUUUAAAUACAGUAACGCAGAAUGGACAGGUUAAUUGUAAAAAAAAAAAAAAAAAAAGCCUGUCGUACGAGCAACAUUAUUAAUUCAAUCAAAAUAUAGAUUUGACAGAUACAAAGUACCGGGUUAUCUUUACACGACGCGGGAUAUUGAGGAACUGCUAUCCGGGGCUUGAAUCGUCACUGUAGACUUUGGAAUACUGUGACCUUCGUAUUUUUUAUUUUUUUUGUCACCGUGAAAGAAUGCUGGAUUAAUAGUACAACACAACGUUUGAGAUGACGGUGAGGAUUUACAAUCACUCAGAGGAAAUACUCCAGACAAGUUUUUGUUUUGAAAUGGAUCCUUCGACCUUGCCUUGUUGAGGCUGAAGUGCCUUGAUUAACUACAUCCUGCCUGCCUGCCUCCCAGCCUCUCUCCCUCCCUCCCAGCCUCCACGAUGUUUGGCUGUUUAUCCAUUCGCCUCUGCCUGUUUUGGAUUCUGCUUGUAACUGAGGCAGCUCCUGGGCAGAUUUUUCCGUACGUUCCAGAAAAUGGCCAUUGUACAGAUUCAAGAACAGAAUAUCUCUCUGGUGGGGUGUGCUGCCGGAAGUGUGCGCCAGGUCAGUUUGCACUUCACAAAUGCACAACCACAUCUGAUACUGAUUGUAGCAGCUGUCCGGAGAACACUUUCACUGAACUCUAUAACUACGAACCCAACUGCAGGCUGUGCAGACCUUGUGAGGCUGGUCUGGUUUUGUCUUCCCCUUGCACCAAGACCAGGAAGAGUGUCUGUGUUUGUCCUAAAAACAGCAUCUGUAUCGGAGAGUUCUGUGAGUUCUGUGAAGAUCACAAUCCAUGCCAGCCUGGCACCUACACAUCACGAAAAGGAGAUUUGACGCGGCACCCCCAGUGUUCCUCCUGCCCCACUGGCACCUUCAAUGACCUACCCUCCAUCACAGCGCGCUGUUCCCGGCACAGCAACUGUACAGAAUUGGGGAAGGUGCAGGCAAAAUCAGGGACGCCCAAAUCAGACGCUGUGUGCAAGGACCCCAAGGUUGACAUGGAUACAGGCUGGCUGGGGUUCUUGAUUCUCCUGGCAGUCCUGGCCUUGCUGGUCAUUGUUGGAGCCAUCGCUGGCGCCCUCUGCUGUUUGAGAAGGAAACAGCAGCACAAAGAUAAAGACCACACCCCAGACUCAGGCAGGGACUCAGAGCAGUCCAGUUUACUGUCUCCAAGUGGAAGCGUAAUCUCCUCGACCUCCAGCAUCCCACAGUUCCCUGCUCCCUCCGCAGGCUCCCCCCCUCCCCUCAUCGCCGUGCCUCAUUCGCUGACUGCUCUGCAGGGGGCAGAGCAUGAGGCACACAGCAGGGCUUCCAUUGGUCUACAGUGCGGCAGGGAGGCGGGUCAACAAGAGAGGCUGUGUCAGCUUCCCUUCAUUGGAGAGAUGAAGGUCAGUGGAAAUGUCUACAUUUACAAUGGUCCCGUCGUGAACCAGGCUUCUCCCAGCUCAGACCAGCGCAGGGACCCCAGUUCCUCUCCUCCAGUCUCCCACUUCAGGCUCCCAGUGCCGGAGGAGCGGUCUGCAAUACCAGUGCAGGAGCAGCAGGGCACUCCACUGCAGGAGUCAGGGAAGGAGUCUCACAUCACCAUCGAGGAGACGAACUUGUACUAAUAGACAGAUCACUGAGCUAUCCCUGCCCCGUCUCGCUGUGUUCAUGGGUCUGCAGCUGGUUCAGUGCAGCUGCUGUCACCGAGAUCCCUCAUCUUUCCCGUGUUUGUUGCCAAGUAGUUGCACGCACAGCUCAUGUAGGUCUGGGAGUGAAUCAGAGUGAGGCAUCACCUGACCACAUAUAGGCACAUGCAGUUCAUUUGAAUGCGCUCCUUUUUUUUGGCCAGUUUGUUGAACGUGUUUGAAGCAUUAUUGAUCUCUAAAAAAAAAAAACACUUCUUUGAGAAACUCGCACAUUAGCCUUGCGGCAUCCAGACCUGGUUUUCAGUUCAAAACCUUCAUCUAGCGAGUCUGACAGGCUUGAAAUCAGGUUCCUUCAUUUCCAUCAGCAGCAGAUAUAACAUCAAACAGAUUUCAAUUGAGACUGUCUGCCUGUCUGUCAGCCCCAGUCAGGAUUUCAGGCUGGCAGAAAUUCAUCUCUCCACACUGAUGGUGGAAGUGUCUUAAUGCUAGAGAGAGGCUGGGUUUAAAUCCUGGACUGCAAAAAAAAAAAGUAGGCUGAGAAUAUAUGAUACUGUUCGGGAAAUAUUGGCGGCUGUUGAAUGAAUGUAUAAAUUGCAAUUCUACAGAAGCAAGAUCCAUACAGGAUGGAAAUAAGACUAUCAUUGCAUAGCUGUUUGAUCCAUUCCUGGUUUUACUAUGAGUUUAUUAAGAUACACUUGCGCAUGUUAGCUCUACACUGGGGCUUAUCAAGCUCGGAGUAAAACCUGGAAUGGGUGAAACAGCUAUGCAGUAGGAGUCUUAUUUCCAUGCCUGGACUUUUGUAUAGUGUGUCCGGUUGCAGACUGCAGAAGGACCCAGCGGUAGGCAGCCCCAGUUCGAUACUGUGAAUGAGAGGAGAUUGAGUUUUACAGACUGGAGUUUGUGAUUCAUUCUUAAAUAUAAGCCCCCUUCAGAGGUUCAGUUUUCUAAUCCAGCAUUGUUGUACUGUAUCAAGGCUGUAAAACUACAUUCAAUACGGUAAACGUUUGAACACCAGACACAAGGCUUGACUUAGUAUUUAUAGUCAUCUACUUUUAUAUUUAUUUCAAAUUUUACAUAUGUUUUUACACAAGAUAUUCAAUUACAGUACACAAUGCAUCAAGAUGUCAGAAAAAGCUUUUGAGGAAUAAACCAACAAUGACUGCAAGAAACACAAGAUGAUCUGUUAAACGCUAAGGAAAAUAGUGCUGUGUUUAGUGUGUGUAUUUCCUUUACCGUUAAAACCUUUACAGACUUAAUUGUGUUUGUGUGUAUACACAUGUAUAUAAGUAUAUUAAGAAGAUCGGGACGCAUUUCGAAAUACAGGUACAGUAACUUACACUGUAGCCAUGCUGCACUUGCACUGUUCGUAAAUUAUUUAAUAUACAGCUAUGGCCAAACGUUUUGCAUCACCUUAUAAAAUUAAGUAAUUUUGCUUCAUAAAGUCGAAUGAAACCUGUUGAAUAACAUUACGUUAACAUAUUGAAUUACAUACCACUUUGUAGUUUUCCAAAUACUUAACGAAAAACUGACAACAAUUGAAUACUGUGAGAUUUUGAAGUCUAAUAUGAAAUACUGUACUACUAUUAUGGCUUCCAGUAGACUUUUGCAAUAUCAUUUUGUAGUUUCUUAGAUUACAUGAUGUUUAAUAAAAGAUCUAAAUGAC